This is a messenger RNA of Alligator mississippiensis (American alligator), 2155 nucleotides long. It is a transcript of the gene SIX2, whose product is annotated as SIX homeobox 2. Gene Ontology annotation, cellular component: nucleus; transcription regulator complex. The record is from RefSeq and is a predicted model, not a curated record. NCBI's taxonomy places the organism in Eukaryota, Metazoa, Chordata, Crocodylia, Alligatoridae. Gene Ontology annotation, molecular function: DNA-binding transcription factor activity, RNA polymerase II-specific; RNA polymerase II cis-regulatory region sequence-specific DNA binding. Gene Ontology annotation, biological process: regulation of transcription by RNA polymerase II. Bases 264 to 1133 code for a protein of 289 amino acids. The transcript is spliced from 2 exons.
GGAGCGGGCUGCACCGCUGGAGGAUGUUGGCUCCUCGCGCGCAGGGGGGAAGGCAGGGAGACCCCAGCCCGGCGCAGGGGGGGCGGGGGCGGCCGAGGAAAGACACCGCCGGCGGGAGCGCUGCCCGCGCCACACAAUAGCGCAGCUCCGCGGCCCCGGGACUUGCGAGCAGCCCGGCCCGGGAAGUUGGUGCUCGCUGCCGGCGCCCCAUGGCCGCCCGGCCCUGACGCCCGGGCCGGAGCGGGCCAGAGCCGGCCGCCACCAUGUCCAUGCUGCCCACCUUCGGCUUCACGCAGGAGCAAGUGGCGUGCGUGUGCGAGGUGCUGCAGCAGGGGGGCAACAUCGAGAGGCUGGGCCGGUUCCUCUGGUCGCUGCCCGCCUGCGAGCACCUCCAUAAGAACGAGAGCGUGCUCAAGGCCAAGGCCGUGGUGGCUUUCCACAGGGGCAACUUCCGCGAGCUCUACAAGAUCCUGGAGAGCCACCAGUUCUCGGCGCACAACCACCCCAAGCUGCAGCAGCUGUGGCUCAAGGCGCACUACAUCGAGGCGGAGAAGCUGCGGGGGCGGCCCCUCGGGGCGGUGGGCAAGUACCGCGUGCGCCGCAAGUUCCCCCUGCCCCGCUCCAUCUGGGACGGCGAGGAGACCAGCUACUGCUUCAAGGAGAAGAGCCGCAGCGUGCUGCGCGAGUGGUACGCGCACAACCCCUACCCGUCCCCCCGCGAGAAGCGCGAGCUGGCCGAGGCCACCGGCCUCACCACCACCCAGGUCAGCAACUGGUUCAAAAACCGGCGGCAGCGAGACCGGGCGGCCGAGGCCAAGGAAAGGUACGAGGAAAACAACGAGAAUUCCAACUCCAACAGCCACAACCCGCUCUCGGCCUCCAUGAACGGCAAUAAGACAGUUUUGGGCAGCUCGGAAGACGAGAAGACGCCGUCAGGGACCCCUGACCACACUUCUUCCAGCCCAGCCUUGCUGCUCAAUUCCAACCCGGGCCUGCAACCGCUGCACGGCUUGGGGCACCCCCAAGGGCCUAGCGCCAUCCCGGUGCCCACUGCGGACCCUAUGCACCACCACAACUUGCAGGACUCCAUUCUCAACCCCAUGUCGUCUAACUUGGUGGACCUCGGUUCCUAAAGCUAUCGACGCGCUCCCUUCCUCCCCUUCCUCCUUCCCUCCAUAUUCCCCCCCUCCCCUUACCAAACAAAAAAGCAAAAAAGCAAAAAAAAAACAAAAAAAAACAAAACAAAAAAAAAAAAGCAAAUCUUGUCUGAAACUUUGCAAGCGAUGGGGACGGGGGGCCCUGAACGGGUCUGCCCAUGCCCCUUCGGAGCAGGGCUGGCUGCUGGGACUGCCUGGAAGGUCCCGUGCUUAGACGGCAUGCGGUGAUGUGGUGACAAAGUCUUAAGGGUUGUGCAAAGCUGGCGCGAAGCAAAAAGACUAUUUGCUAGGACCUGUGAUCGGGACAGCAGACUAGGACGGUUCUGGAUAGCAGCUCUCUUUCUAUAUAUAUAUACAUAUAUAUAUUCCCUCCCUCCAGCAGCCUGAACUUCGCAAAUCUCUUGGUCUUUGAAUUGAUCGAUCUAUGAUUUUUCUAUGAUCGGUCCGGUCUGUGUAUGUGAAAAGGCACAUUGUAUUUGUGAGGGGGAGGGGAGCGGGAGCGGAGGCUGUUAUCGACAUGCCUCUUGGAAGACACACCUGGCUCCUGGUCCCCUCGUGUAGCUAUCCCCCCGUGGCAGGUGUACGAUGCACCACUGCAACCGCGAGUACAAACGUUUGUAGUCAAGUUAUAGCAGAAACACGCGCGCUAGGCAGACUCUGUAACCUCCUUGUAGCUGACGCUGUGCAGAGAACCGGCUUCUUUCGCCUUGUCCCUCUCCGGUGCUUUCGCCAUGUGUUGGGUGGAAUAGAGGAACCCGAGCCUGCCCCUGCUCCGGCUCUCCCACCGACCCCUCCCGGGGGCAGGACCGGGCCCUCGAGAAGAAGAGGAAGGAGAAACGUAAGAAUAAAAUGAACCCCAUGCUGCUCAUUCUUAGCCCUGCCCGACAGUAUCCGCCGCGAGUCACUCGACUUUAGUUUUGUUUAUUGUUUAUAUUAUGUGAAUACAUUCUUUGGAAAAUAUUUCUGCUUUUAUUUUAUAAUAAAAUUUAGAAAUGGAA